Ostrinia furnacalis (Asian corn borer) is the source of this 1227-nucleotide messenger RNA. Its product is annotated as protein phosphatase 2C. Gene Ontology annotation, biological process: protein dephosphorylation. The transcript has 5 exons. NCBI's taxonomy places the organism in Eukaryota, Metazoa, Arthropoda, Insecta, Lepidoptera, Crambidae. Bases 142 to 1227 code for a protein of 361 amino acids. The record is from RefSeq and is a predicted model, not a curated record. Gene Ontology annotation, molecular function: protein serine/threonine phosphatase activity; cation binding.
UAGUGAUCAAUAUGUCCACGUGAUCUGUCGUCAGUCGCGACUCGCGUAAUUGCAAAAUGCAAAAUGUCUGAGAAGGAAACGUUUGUGUUACAAUGAAAUCAUAAUAUUUUGUUGUUUUAUUUGUAGUGUUAUAGUUUUAAAAUGCCUGCAUCAAUUGGUGUUAAUUUACGUGUGACUGGCCACUGUAGCCAAGGCGGGAGAAAGUACAUGGAAGACUUGUUUUCCGUUGCUUAUCAACAAACGGAGGAUGAGAGGGAUUUGGAGUACGCUUUCUUCGGGAUUUACGAUGGCCACGGCGGGAGCGAAGCUGCUGCUUUCGCCAAAGAGCAUUUGAUGGACUCAAUAGUGAAGCAAAGACAGUUCUGGUCGGACAAUGAUGAGGACGUUCUCAAAGCAAUUCGAAAUGGUUACAUGUUGACCCAUUUGAACAUGUGGAAAGAAUUAGAGAAAUGGCCAAAAACAGUGACGGGUCUACCCAGCACGGCUGGUACUACAGCAAGCAUUGCGUUCAUAAGGAGAGGCAAAAUAUACAUUGGACAUGUCGGAGACUCUGCCAUUGUACUUGGUUACCAAAAAGAUGGUUGUGAAGAAUGGGCUGCCAAACCUUUAACGUCGGACCAUAAACCAGAAUCAACAGCUGAAAUCGAGCGCAUCCAAAGAUGUGGUGGGAAAGUAGUGUCAAAGGCAGGAGUACCACGAGUAGUAUGGAACAGACCACGGUUAGGCCACAAGGGCCCUAUAAAAAAGAACACGCCUAUGGAUGAAAUACCAUUUUUAGCAGUAGCAAGGUCGUUAGGAGACCUAUGGAGCUAUAAUCCUCAAAAUGAUGAGUUCAUAGUCAGUCCGGACCCUGAUGUGGGUGUUUUGACAAUUGACCCGUCCAAAUUUCGGUGUCUAAUAUUCGGGACAGACGGCUUAUGGAACAUGAUAUCCCCCGAAGGAGCAGUGAGCUUAGUGCAAGCGACGGAACGGCACAAUGAAGCUGCCCUCGUAGGAGGGAACACCAACCAGCCGAGGGACUGGCUCAAUCCAUCCAAAAGUUUAGUCGACCAUGCUCUAGAGAGGUGGUCAAACACAAGAAUGCGCGCCGACAACACGUCCGUGGUCACAUUAAUGCUGGACCCGCCCGGCCCGCCGCGCGCCACCGUGCUGCGCUCGCGCACGCAGAAGCCCGCCGCCCUCCCCGCGCCCGCGCGCCCCCGCCGUCGCCCGCCCCGCAGGCUCUAG